Messenger RNA from Uranotaenia lowii, 1469 nucleotides. RefSeq names its product GTPase HRas (gene Ras85D). NCBI's taxonomy places the organism in Eukaryota, Metazoa, Arthropoda, Insecta, Diptera, Culicidae. Gene Ontology annotation, cellular component: plasma membrane. The transcript has 5 exons. The record is from RefSeq and is a predicted model, not a curated record. Gene Ontology annotation, biological process: Ras protein signal transduction; epidermal growth factor receptor signaling pathway. Bases 330 to 896 code for a protein of 188 amino acids. Gene Ontology annotation, molecular function: GDP binding; GTPase activity; GTP binding.
UGUAUUUUUUCUUCAUACAUUGUCAGUCGCAGCUUAUUUCAGCAAAAAUCUUUUAUCGACUGCUAAUUAGUACCCAGAGAUGGUGCCUGUAACUAGUUAAAAGGAAAAUCAAACAGUGAAUUAAUUUUCUUCGGUUUAGAAUAUUGUGUCUCUCUCCCAUUGAAGUUAGGUGUCGAAAAAACACGCCGUAAAUAUAGUGGUCUAAUUGGACGUCAUAAAACAAUGCGAAGGAAUCCAACAAACAUACUCAUAUUGUAAAAACUAUCGAGCAUAACCGCCAGAUUCUGUAGCGAAGAAACGCAAAAUCUUAAGGAUUUGAAAGGACGAACAUGACCGAAUACAAACUGGUAGUCGUCGGAGCCGGAGGCGUCGGAAAGUCAGCUCUUACAAUACAGCUCAUCCAGAAUCAUUUCGUCGAUGAGUACGAUCCGACCAUAGAGGACUCCUAUCGGAAGCAGGUUGUCAUCGACGGAGAAACGUGUCUACUAGACAUUUUAGAUACGGCAGGUCAAGAGGAAUACUCAGCCAUGCGAGAUCAAUACAUGCGAACCGGAGAAGGUUUCCUGCUCGUCUUUGCAGUAAACAGUGCCAAAAGUUUCGAAGAUAUUGGAACCUACCGAGAGCAAAUCAAACGCGUCAAAGACGCCGAAGAAGUCCCGAUGGUUCUCGUAGGAAACAAGUGCGAUCUGCAAGCUUGGGCGGUAGAUAUGAAUCAAGCUAGAGAUGUUGCGAAACAAUAUGGUGUCCCAUUUGUAGAAACAUCCGCCAAAACUAGAAUGGGAGUCGAUGAUGCCUUCUACACACUCGUCCGUGAAAUUCGCAAAGAUAAACAAAGGGGUAAGCCUCCGAAAAGAGGUAGUGGAACGAGACGUCGAUUUAAGUGUCGAUUGCUUUAAGAGUUUUAUUAUUCCUGUGAAAGAAACCUGCUCUUUACUUCCACAACUAACGUUACUGACUAUGCCAACGGUGAAGAAGUUUGGCUUCGAUCGCACAAUUACGUGUUGUCAAUAUCUUCUGGGAGCUGUUUGAAACACAGUGUUACGUAAGUCCGAUGAAAAUAUUAAUUUUUUGUCAUGUGCAUUGUUUUACAUUAUUUUAUUUUUUUGAAUAAGCCAUAAUAACAGAAAUUCGCGAAAUAGUUAUGAAAUAAUCCACAGCAAGCUUAGCAAGCAAGAUAGAUAUAAUAAUACAAUGAGAUAAUCGUUAGCUUUACCCGAGAUAAAGUCUUUAUUAUAAAUUUGCAAUGUAUUUUAUUUUUACUUAUUUACCAUCGACUUUGAUUAAAAGAAUUACGAUCAAAGAUAAAUGUUUAUCUAAUAUACAUAAUAGCUUUGCAAUAAUUACGUUUGUACGCCAAAUCUUCAGUAAAUGUGGAUAUCCGUUUCGCGUACUAAUAUGUUCAAAAUAGAUAGCGAAAGAUUUGAAAAAGACUUGUUUUUUUUUAUUCAAAAUUUAAACCAAGCACAAAA